ACGUAUUCAGUUAGUUGAUAACAAUAUGGCAACUUGGAUAACGCAACUUGGAAUGCAACAAUUCCGCGUGAUUAUGCAUUUGUGCAAAAGCUGAUUGCAUUCAUUUUUUUUAAAUUUGACUGCCUGAAAAUUAAGAAAGGUAAAGUGUAAAAAAAAGAUGCAGAAACAUCAGCACCUAGAGCCACACGCAAGAAAGAUGAAACGAAUCCAUGUAAUAGGUAUCAUUGCUAUGGUAGCUGGACGAUUGCAACGCAGAGUUCUAUGAUGUAAUCAUUACAGAAUUAUUGUACGCCAAAUGUCCCAGACGUGUCUCUCUGCCAUCUCAAAUUGUAUUUGUCAGAAAUUAUUUCCUACCUUGAUCAAAGUCGCUUCCCAGUCUGUUCUGAUUGAACAAAAAAUUGUUGUCAUGUGACGUGCUUGGAAAGUGGGGCGGAGUACAUGAAAUAUAGUUCCGCGAGAAAACUUAGAUCGAAAUUGCCUUAGUGUGCACAACUGUACAACUUCGCUUGCUGAACCUAGAUAGGUUUCUCUGCAAUAUAUAGUUGUGUUUAUAUUGGCAAAUUUGGUAAGAAAAUGUGCUUUACGCAUCCGAAAGUUUUCCAAAAACUUGCCAAAUUGAAUAUUUUUCACUCGCAAAAUUAUUUUUGAAUUGCUAAUUGUUCACCUACAUUUAAGUGUGCAGGCAUGACCGAGAUGGUCAUGGUGGUUGAGCUUGCAUACUUGUUAGUUGUUCCUUAUUAAGCGCGCCAAUUACUAAAGAUGAAGAUGAAUGUGAGAACGUCUGCCGCAAUGUAAUCUUGCCUAACGGGCAACAUUUCAUGCGGGCCGCAUUUUAUCAUAGCCCCAGUAAAGCCCUUCUCCGUUGGGUUCUUUGUCCCAUCAGUUAUACAUAAACUGCCCGUUACUACUUGGAGCUGACUUUAACAUGUCACAUGUUCGAUGGAUUCGCAACCACCCUGUUUCGCCAUCUCGGUCUGCCCUAUCCAUGGAAUUUCACCCUUGAGCGGGAACGAUUGGGCAUUUAGAGUCUGUUGAUUUCCCAACCAGACGAUCCGGUGAUUCUAACUGGUCACUCAACAGGACCUUUUCGAAUUCGGACAGAGUUGUACAUUCUGUUUUUCCGAUGCCUAGGAUCAGCGACCAUGAUGUUGUACUUGCCAAAAUUGUGUGCAGUAGGCCUUGUCCACCUUAUCAAGACGGAAGAAAGUUUAUGAGAAGGCCAAUUUUGGUUUGAUGGCCAAUGCUCUUGAAGACUAUUAUGACGAAUUUCUGGAUCUGAGUAGAACUUGCAAUAUCGAGGAGUUGUCGAAAAUUUUUACGAGUAAGCUUCUUGAUCUUGUUCACCAACGCGUACGACCAAAGCGUCUACCCACUAAACAGAGACGAAACAAACCGUGGUUCACCAAAGAAAUUAAUAAUCAAAGGUGUCGCCCUUUUCCCCAUCUAUACAAAUCAUAGCACAUCACGUUAUAUCAUGACAUUGAUGAACUAGGCAAGAUAAUUAAGUCAACGAUAAAGUGUGCUAAAUUAUUUUUUGAGCCGUUGGUUGGUGUGUGGUGUGAAAGCUAGCAUCUGAUCAUCAACUUGUGACUUCCAGGCAGUCAUUACUUUCUGCAUCUAUACCUGCUAUGGAGCUGGUGAGGGAGUUCGGAGAUCCCCAUGUGCUGUUUCUUGCCGAAGAUCAUGUCGUCCUCAAACUGCACACUGCUUGGCCGAGGGACGUGGCAGUCCCAGAAGGACUCUCGCUCGCCGACGACAACCGUCGCCUCCUGAUCGCGAACCAGAGAUCCUUGGUUUCUGCAGCGAAGAGCGGGUUUCCACGCGAGGCGAGGAUAUUGAAGGCCCUGUUUUGCGGUUGCGCGUCCUUCGACUCUGCGGACCGCUACGCCAGCGCAGCUAGCAAGCUGCUCCGAGACACCCAUGAGAUAUGCAUCGUGCACAACAGGGACAAGGUGUACAAGCUGGUACGCAUGUUCCCGAACGUGAGAGCGCUGGCUCUGCUACACGACUGUUGCGAGCACGGAUUAGAAUUUGACGAGCCGCUCACGGACCCCUCUGUACCGCUGGUGGAGCGAAGUCAGCUGAGACAGCUGGUCGGCAGCGCGGGCUGCAUAUACGACGGGUACCUUAUUAUGACUCGCGCGACCACGCUGGCACUCCUUCACACCUGCCCUGACGUGCGCCGCAUCGACAGCCAAUGGGUCGCGCAUUGCAUCAUGGGGCCGCACAGCGUGGCCACCUCGAAGCGACUCCCAAAAGCCAAGGAUUUCAGCCACCUCUGGGUGUUCUCUUUGGAUGAAAAGUCAAGCAGAUGCCUACCGAUGGCUACUGACGUGGCACUUGCUGCGAAAAAAUUUCCCUCCGUCGAAAUGUUGCAGGUGUCUGUGGGCACGCUGAAAGCGCUCGCCGAUCUCUCAGCGUUUGGCAACCUCCGCCGUCUCAAGCUGGGAUUAUAUCCGUUCUUUGGCUUCACCGAUGUGGAUCCGGUACUCAAGCAGCUGCUCACAAGGUGGCCGCGGCUCGAAGAAUUGGCCCUGAAGAAUUGCGGCGGUGUGCGGCUCUCCACAAUCGCGAAACUGUGUCCGAUGAUCAGGGUCCUGAAGCUAAGAGGCGGCGUAGGAUCCAUCGAGGACAUUCCAGUGGACGCCCACGCAUUCCCUAAUCUGGAAUGUGUCGAGAUUAGUAUGAAGCUCCUGAGGCGCACGUCCUACCCAUUCUUGUCUGCCAUCCGGGACACGCUACGUACCGCGAGCUUCGGUGACGACGAAAUGUGCUUCGAGUUCCUGCAAUUCUGCAUUCACUACGGCCGACACCUGCCAUUUCCGCGCCUCGAACACCUGACCUUGGACACGAAAUUGUCACUGCGUAAGUUGGAACUUGAGCCUGGGAAGCUGCACGACGCAUUGAAAGCCCUGCCCGCGCUUCGACACCUGGAGACGGACAGUUACGACUUGCGACUGUUCUUCGAGAAUUACUGCGUUCCACGUGGUCGGCUGUCCCUGUCCUGGAUCGGAUGCGUCUACUGCGAUGCUCACAAUCCAGAACUGGCUAGGAGAUAUAAAGAAAUGCUGGCCACCGUCGCAAACGAUUCUGUUCAGGCUAAGUAAGGGAUACUACUGAUCAGUGUGACGGACAGUCUGUAAAGUGACAGCGUUGCGCAAAUUUGGGUAGGAUGAGCCACCGAUGGAUGUGUUUUACCCAUCCUCGAAUCGUUCCCCGCUUGCGCUUACUUCCAAUGGGCACCUGUGAACGCUUUGACGAUCUCCGUGAACCGGACGUUUUCGCUGGUGAAACAGGAGAUGAGCAACAAUGUGUCACCAGGCCUUAAUAUCAUGACACAUUACAUAAUUUAUCCCUCGCGCAAAGUGCUUGUUCAGCAAACGUUUGACUUACGCCAUGCUUUUAUUUUUGAACAAGACGGGAGUGCUUUAUUUCUGUCAUGCACCGAAAGUCACGGUGGAGCGAAAGGCCAACAACCUGGCAAAAGCUUACAGAUAAUGUUUAAGCAGUUUGCAAUUCAAAGCUACAAUUUUCAUGUGUGGCAAGAGCAUGCCACUGAGAAAAACGAAAAUCUUACCUCAAGAAAUUCUUUAAAAUAUUGUAUACAAACAAACAAGAAAAAGAAAAACAAAUGCAAGCACAUUCUAGUUCGGAUAUUCAUCCGCAACUUCUGGCGCAGACUGAUGGAAGUACCGAUUGAGCAUGCAAAUAAAUGUCCUGGUAGGUCUAUUAUUAAUUACAUUCACUUUCUAGUAAACCAAUUCUGCCGCGGGACUUCGAUUUGCUGAUGGGAAAAUAAACCUCACAGGCUCGCCCAAACGAUUUAACACUUUGAGAAUUGGUAGGAGAGCAAAGCUGUCCCGUUGAUGAAUCUUGUCGUUGUUACCUUAUUACGCUGAUUACGUAAGGAAUACCACUCGGUGGCCUGCUCUGCUGCAGGUAUAAUUGUUUUUUUUUGUAAAAACUAGAAUCUUGUAUUCGUAAAAUAAUUCCCGCAAAAUAAUCUAUUAGAUGAUAUGAACGCUAGAAAGGUGUGAAUAAUUCCACUGAGGCUACACUUCUAAUAAAUCAAUGGAAAAGUAGAGGUACAAGUUAUGGGUAAGCAAAAAAUGUGUUCGAAAGACUGUGUAUAUGCCUCGAGCCAUGUUUGGUGUUUCCGCGAUUCACGGCGUUGCUCCGCUGAACCGCGGUGAUCAAGCGUCUUUUGAAUACCUUGCCACGGAUGAGUGUAAAUUGGUCCCACUGGUGCAAAUUCCGCCACUUUAAAAAUCCACAAUAUCUAUCCAAUAAUGACCGCUAUUCUUCCAGCAUCUUCCUAACGCCUUACAGUAGUAGUGUAGCCAACGUCAAAAUAGUUUCAACGUUCAACCUAUACAUAAGCUUUUCGGGAAAAGUGCGAACUAAUGGAAAUAGGAACUAAUGUAUGAAAUGGUAUGUAGCUUGCAAUAAUGGAAAGCAAUAACUUCCCCUGCGUUUUCAAAUAUCAGAUAUAAUAUCGAAAGUUUUCCUCAAUGACGUGAUGCAUGCAAUGCGCUUGCACAUUGUACCAGGAACACUUCAUUUAUACAUAAUUAUACUGGUAUCACUAAUAUUGCAUUGUGCAAUAUGGUAUGUCUACACUGUGCCUUUGAAUUUUCGAGUGCAUGUGCGCGUGUGUGAAAAAUGUUUGUUCGAUGCUAUUUCUUUUUUAUUUAUACCCAACUACACCUUAACGAAAAAUGUGUGCUUCAGUUAGUACUUCAAUACCAAUCAAAUGAGCGCAUGACUGACAGUAACGCUAAUCGACAUGAUUAAAUGUGUAAGUAGGGUUGUAUAUAUAUUUCAGUCGAAUAAAAUCUUUAUUUAUUCACAUUUGCACCGUAUUGGAAAGUAUUUGUAACCACAUUGCCAACAAUGUUGUUGG
Molecule: messenger RNA, 4903 nt
Organism: Dermacentor silvarum
Lineage: Eukaryota; Metazoa; Arthropoda; Arachnida; Ixodida; Ixodidae
Exons: 3
Coding region: 1629-3107 (492 amino acids)
Source: RefSeq, a predicted model, not a curated record